CCAGCACCCCCUCCUCCUUCCCUUUUCCCUCCUCCCAGGAGACAGGGGAGGAGAAAAGGGGAGCUUGGGUCGUCAUGACUGAGCUGCAGGCAAAAGAUCCGCAGGUUCUCCACACGUCUGGCGCUUCGCCCUCCCCCACACACAUCGGGUCCCCCUUGCUUGCACGCUUGGACUCGGGUCCCUUCCAAGGGAGCCAGCACUCGGACGUGUCGUCUGUAGUCUCGCCUAUACCGAUCUCCCUGGACGGGCUGCUUUUUCCUCGGUCCUGCCAGGGUCCGGAGCUCCCAGACGGAAAGACAGGGGACCAGCAGUCGCUGUCCGACGUGGAGGGAGCUUUCUCUGGGGUAGAAGCCACUCAUAGGGAAGGAGGCAGAAAUUCCAGAGCCCCGGAGAAGGACAGCAGACUCUUAGACAGUGUCUUAGACACGUUGUUGGCUCCCUCCGGGACCGAGCAGAGUCACGCCAGCCCUCCAGCCUGCGAGGCCAUCACUUCCUGGAGUCUCUUUGGGCCAGAGCUUCCAGAAGACCCCCGCAGUGUCCCUGCUACCAAAGGGUUGUUGUCCCCGCUCAUGAGUCGGCCAGAGAUCAAGGCUGGCGACAGCUCCGGGACAGGAGCAGGACAGAAGGUGCUGCCCAAAGGACUGUCACCACCCAGGCAGCUGUUGCUCCCUACCUCAGGGAGUGCUCACUGGCCCGGGGCAGGGGUGAAGCCGUCCCCGCAGCCAGCUGCAGUGGAGGUGGAAGAGGACAGUGGCCUGGAGACCGAGGGCUCUGCAGCUCCGCUUCUAAAGAGCAAACCUCGAGCACUGGAAGGCACCGGCAGCGGAGGAGGAGUCGCAGCCAACGCGGCCUCAGGGGCCCCAGGAGGCGUCACUCUGGUUCCAAAGGAAGAUUCCCGGUUUUCUGCUCCCAGGGUCUCCUUGGAGCAAGACUCUCCUAUUGCCCCCGGGCGCUCCCCACUGGCCACCACGGUGGUGGAUUUCAUCCAUGUGCCCAUCCUGCCUCUGAACCACGCACUCCUGGCCGCCCGCACCCGGCAGCUGCUGGAGGGGGACAGCUACGACGGCGGGGCCACAGCCCAGGGCUCUUUUGCCCCGCCUAGGGGCUCGCCCUCCGCGCCAUCCCCGCCGGCGCCCUGCGGUGACUUCCCAGACUGCACCUACCCUCUGGAAGGCGACCCCAAAGAGGACGUGUUCCCUCUAUACGGCGACUUCCAGCCGCCUGGCUUGAAGAUCAAGGAGGAGGAGGAGGGCGCGGAUGCUGCUGUGCGCUCGCCGCGCCCCUACCUGUUGGCAGGAGCCAGCUCCUCCACCUUCCCAGACUUCCCGCUGGCACCGGCGCCGCAGCGAGCGCCAUCCUCCAGGCCCGGAGAAGCGGCCGUGGCCGGCGGACCCAGCAGCGCCGCGGUGUCGCCAGCGUCCUCCUCGGGCUCCGCGCUGGAGUGCAUCCUGUACAAAGCGGAGGGCGCGCCGCCCACGCAGGGUUCGUUCGCGCCACUGCCGUGCAAGCCACCAGCCGCCGGCUCCUGCCUACUACCCCGGGACAGUCUGCCGGCCGCCCCGGCCACCGCGGCAGCACCCGCCAUCUACCAGCCGCUCGGCCUCAAUGGGCUCCCGCAACUGGGCUACCAGGCCGCGGUGCUCAAGGACAGCCUGCCCCAGGUCUACCCGCCAUACCUUAACUACCUGAGGCCAGAUUCAGAAGCCAGCCAGAGCCCACAGUAUGGCUUUGAUUCCUUACCUCAGAAGAUCUGCUUAAUCUGCGGGGAUGAAGCAUCUGGCUGUCACUAUGGUGUGCUUACCUGUGGGAGCUGCAAGGUCUUCUUUAAGAGGGCAAUGGAAGGGCAGCAUAACUAUUUAUGUGCUGGAAGAAAUGACUGCAUUGUUGAUAAAAUCCGCAGAAAAAACUGCCCAGCAUGUCGUCUGAGAAAGUGUUGUCAGGCUGGGAUGGUCCUUGGAGGUCGUAAGUUUAAGAAGUUUAAUAAAGUCCGAGUUAUGAGAACCCUUGACGGUGUUGCUCUCCCCCAGUCGGUGGGCCUUCCUAAUGAGAGCCAGACCCUGGGCCAGAGAAUCACCUUUUCACCAAAUCAAGAAAUUCAACUGGUCCCGCCACUCAUCAACCUGCUCAUGAGCAUUGAGCCUGAUGUGGUCUAUGCAGGGCAUGACAACACAAAGCCUGACACUUCCAGCUCUUUGCUGACCAGUCUCAACCAACUAGGCGAGAGACAACUGCUUUCAGUAGUCAAAUGGACUAAAUCUCUGCCAGGUUUCCGGAACUUACACAUAGAUGACCAGAUAACCCUGAUUCAGUACUCUUGGAUGAGCCUGAUGGUGUUUGGCCUGGGGUGGAGGUCGUACAAGCAUGUCAGUGGACAGAUGCUAUAUUUUGCACCCGAUCUAAUCCUAAAUGAGCAGAGGAUGAAGGAGCUGUCAUUCUACUCGCUGUGCCUUACCAUGUGGCAAAUCCCACAGGAGUUUGUCAAACUCCAGGUGACCCAUGAGGAAUUCCUCUGUAUGAAAGUCUUACUACUUCUUAACACAAUUCCUUUGGAAGGACUGAGGAGUCAAAGCCAGUUUGAAGAGAUGAGAUCAAGCUAUAUCCGAGAAUUGAUCAAGGCAAUUGGUUUAAGACAGAAAGGGGUUGUCCCCAGCUCACAGCGUUUCUACCAACUCACAAAACUUCUUGACAGCUUACAUGAUCUUGUGAAACAGCUCCACCUGUACUGCUUGAAUACAUUCAUCCAAUCCCGGACACUGGCUGUGGAAUUUCCAGAAAUGAUGUCUGAAGUUAUUGCUGCCCAGUUGCCCAAGAUCCUGGCGGGCAUGGUGAAGCCGCUCCUCUUUCACAAAAAGUGAUGACUUUUCUUUGUUUUCUUUGUGAAAAUUGAAUUUUGUGGUGUGCCAUCUUUUUCUCAAUCAGGAUGGUCAGGUCUUGUGUCUUUAUAAUGCCUUUCUGAUAGCCUUAUAUGUAUGCACUAUCACACUGUAAAGUUAGGAGAAAAACAAUGACAUUCUGACUUUCCUUUGUAAUGUCUAAGCAGAGGUUUUUUUUUAAGUGUUGUGUGCACCCAUAUUUUAAGAGUUUACAUGGUUUUUUAAAAAAAGGACUAAAAUUGAUUGUACAAGUAAACUAUAUUUCACCCAUUAUUUCAAACUUUUCAGAUGAGUGUAAUCAACUUUUUCAUCUGACAGAUCUCCAUGAGAAGGGAAGAAACACCCCUACCUUUAAUUACAACAGGCUACUACACAGGCUACGGCUAUGUAGCUCCUUUGGUCUCCGUGCUUAUAUUUCCAAAAAUGACUCUUAAAAUGGCAGUCAAAAUGUGAUGUGAAACAGAUUUUCAGAGGGCUUUUAGUGAAAAACAAAACAACAACAAAAAAAAAAAAAACAGAGAUGAAAUGGGUUGAUGUUUUUAACUCUAGGCAAACUGUGUUCAGGGUGCCUGCCUGAAAACAGAUUGAUGACAGAGUUAAUGGCAGCUAUUCAGUUGCUGUGACAUUUUUGAGGGCAGGUUCAGGGGGAGGGUGUCUUUAAAUAAGACCUGUGAAUAGACAGAAAUUGUGAGAUCUGUUUUCUCAUUGGAAUCCCUGCGGUUGGCUGACCUUACAAAGUCGGUCUCCAUUGGUAGUUCCGUGUCCUUGCUUUUAAAAAUGAUAUGGCAGCAUUUCUCUUGACAAAUGUUUCCUUUGGCCAUUUAGUCUUAUUGACAUUUACCAAAGA
Molecule: messenger RNA, 3720 nt
Organism: Mus caroli (Ryukyu mouse)
Lineage: Eukaryota; Metazoa; Chordata; Mammalia; Rodentia; Muridae
Gene: Pgr
Product: progesterone receptor
Biological process (GO): regulation of DNA-templated transcription; steroid hormone receptor signaling pathway
Cellular component (GO): nucleus
Molecular function (GO): steroid binding; sequence-specific DNA binding; nuclear steroid receptor activity
Source: RefSeq, a predicted model, not a curated record